This is a messenger RNA of Rotaria sp. Silwood2, 903 nucleotides long. Lineage: Eukaryota; Metazoa; Rotifera; Eurotatoria; Philodinida; Philodinidae. The record is from the annotation of a GenBank genome assembly.
AUGGCUUUGAUGGUAAUUACGAUUAUUUUUUUUCUUCAAAGAUUGAUAAUUUGUUUCACGAGUAUUCACACUAAAAUAGGUACAGCAAACAAUCCAUUAAGUAUUUCACUUGCUUUCUAUUCAGGCCUCUGGGCCUACGGCGGAUGGGCAAGUUUGAAUUCGGUAACCGAGGAACUUAAAAACCCGAAAAGAAAUUUGUGGCUGUCAAUUGUAGUGGCUCUUUCAUCAGUAAUAAUUCUAUAUCUUCUGACCAACAUAUCCUAUUUUACAGUGAUGAGCAAAGCUGAAUUACUAAGUUCUGAUGCUGUAGCUAUGACAUGGGGAGAAGCUGUGUUAGGUCCUGCUGUUCGUGCAUUGCCGAUUCUGGUUUCGUUUAGUGCAUUGGGAAGUGCCAAUGCAACGAUUUAUGCUUCUGGUCGUUAUUUUACGGUAGGCGCACGUUAUGGAUAUUUACCUGAAAUUUUUUCUUGCAUUCAAAAACAACGAUUAACACCAUUACCGAGUAUUGUACUUAUGACUAUUCUCAGUAUUGUCUACUGUAUUCCCAGUAAUAUUGGGAAUUUAAUCGAUUUUGUCAGCUUCGUUGCUUGGGUCUUUUUUGGACUGACAUUUCUUGCCACAAUAUUCUGUAAAUUUACGAAAGCUAAAGUCGAUCGAGUUAUUAAAGUGCCAAUACCUGUAAUUAUUUUUAUGAUAUUAGUUUCUAUCUAUCUUGUUAUUGCACCUGUUAUAUCCAGUCCAAAUAUUGGAUAUCUUGUUGCACUCAUUAUUAUGCUUGUCGGCUUGGUAUUCUACUAUUUGUUUGUUUUUCGUGAAAUACAACUAAAUCUGAUGAAAAAAAUCAACAAAUUUCUUCUAAAACGCUUCAAUUUAACAAUGUCAACAGUCAACACAGAAGCAUAG